Molecule: messenger RNA, 2036 nt
Organism: Oncorhynchus tshawytscha (Chinook salmon)
Lineage: Eukaryota; Metazoa; Chordata; Actinopteri; Salmoniformes; Salmonidae
Product: growth hormone secretagogue receptor type 1-like
Exons: 3
Coding region: 275-1336 (353 amino acids)
Biological process (GO): G protein-coupled receptor signaling pathway; hormone-mediated signaling pathway
Cellular component (GO): plasma membrane
Molecular function (GO): growth hormone secretagogue receptor activity
Source: RefSeq, a predicted model, not a curated record
AUCUCCUAGAUGUGUUGUGUUUUACAUCUCCUAGAUGUGUUGUGUUUUACAUCUCCUAGAUGUGUUGUGUUUUACAUCUCCUAGAUGUGUUGUGUUUCAGGAUCAUCUCCAGUUAGAAUCCAUCAGCCUACGUCACCCUGUGCUGUAACCUGGGUGAUAUAGACCAUCCACACUCUCUCUCUCACACACACAGGCACGCUUGUACCAUCUCAGCUCACCUCUCUCUCUCACACGCACACCCCAGUCUCUGAGACCCGGGCAUCUCUCUCUGACCAUGGACGUGUCAGCGCUGGGCAGUGGGAGCAGCUGUUCAGAGGAUUGUGUGCUAGGGUCUGGCUGUCUGGAGGACUGUGGCAACCAGAGUGACCAGACUGACUGGGAAUGGGAGGACUUCAGUGGGGCUGAGCUGGUGUGUGUGACAGCCGUGUGUGUGCUGCUGCUGGCCCUGGGCAUCGCAGGAAAUAUGUUAACCAUCCUGGUAGUUUGGCUCCGGCCACACCUGAGAAGCACCACCUACCUCUACCUGAGUAGUAUGGCCGUCUCCGACCUCCUCAUGCUGCUUCUGAUGCCUUUAGAUCUGUACUACAAGCUGUGGAGGUUCCGGCCCUGGGAUCUGGGUGAUGCAGUGUGUAAACUGAGUGUGUUCAUCAGUGAGAGUUGUACCUACUCCUCCAUCCUCCACAUCACUGCCCUUUCUCUGGAGCGCUACCUCGCUGUCUGUCGACCACUCACAGCCAAGACCCUGGUCACACGGACCCGCGUCCGCACUCUCAUUGGCUGCCUGUGGGUUGUGGCCGUGAUCAGCGCUGGGCCGGUGUUUGCUAUAGUAGGGGUAGAGGAGCUGGGGGGAGGUGAGGGGGAGAGCGAGUGUCGCUGUACGGACUACGCCGUCUCCUCAGGCCUGCUGGGGGUCAUGAUGUGGCUCUCCAACCUCUACUUCCUGGUGCCGCUGGGCAUUCUGGGAGUUGUGUAUGGUCUGAUCGGCAGGAAGCUUUGGCUCCGCCCACAACGCAGCAGCCGAGACCGCGCCCAGCGACACACCAUCAAGAUGCUCGGGAUGAUCGUGCUGGCGUUUGUUCUGUGUUGGCUGCCGUUCCACGUUGGUCGGACGUUGUUCUCUGUGACUCUGGGCUCCAGCGCUGAUAUGUACUACAUCUCUCAGUACUUUAACUUGGUCUCCUUUGUGUUGUUCUACCUCAGUGCUGCUGUCAACCCUAUCCUCUACAACACCAUGUCAGCACGCUACCGCCACGCUGUCCGCAGCCUGCUGCGCUCACACACACCCCGCUCCCACCACCCCCCACUCACCCCACAACACUCUACCACCACCCUGUAACUCACACACACCCUGCUCCCACCACCCCCACUCACCCCACAACACUCUACCACCCCCUGUAACUCACACACACCCCGCUCCCACCCCCCACUCACCCCACAACACUCUACCACCACCCUGUAACUCACACACACCCCGCUCCCACCACCCCCACUCACCCCACAACACUCUACCACCCCCUGUAACUCACACACACCCCGCUCCCACCACCCCCACUCACCUCACAACACUCUACCACCCCCUGUAACUCACACACACCCCGCUCCCACCACCCCCACUCACCUCACAACACUCUACCACCACCCCACAACAAUCUACCACCACCCCACAACACUCUACCACCACCCUGUAACUCACACACACCCCGCUCCCACCACUCACCUCACAACACUCUACCACCCCUCUGUAACUCACACACACCCCACUCCCACCACCCCACAAUACUCUACCACCACCCCCCACUCACCUCACAACACUCUACCACCACUCUGUAACUCACACACACACACACAGAAAACCUUGGAGAUGGAUGGAGGAAUAAGACUUUGUUUAGAGGCACAUUGUCUUUAGUGAGACAUACUGUCAGAUUUAUUGUAUAAUAUUUGGUUCAUAUAUAUUUGCCAUUUUGAUGACUGUUGGUUCUAAACCCCUGAAGGUGUGUGUGUUCUCAGAGUGAUGUGUAAUAAACUGUAAUUCCAGC